Molecule: messenger RNA, 2163 nt
Organism: Tinamus guttatus (white-throated tinamou)
Lineage: Eukaryota; Metazoa; Chordata; Aves; Tinamiformes; Tinamidae
Source: RefSeq, a predicted model, not a curated record
ACAGGCUGAAAUGGCCCACACGUGUCGCGGAACCAUCAACCUGUCAACGGCUCAUAUCGAUACGGAGGACUCUUGUAACAUUGUGCUUUCCAAUGGGGGAAGGACAUACCACUUAAAGGCAAACUCAGAAGUGGAGAGGCAACGAUGGGUCACGGCCCUGGAGCUGGCCAAAGCCAAAGCUAUCCGCAUGAGGAACAACCAGUCAGAUGACUCGGGCGACGAGGAGCCCGCCUCGCAGUCUGACAAGGGCGAGCUGCACGGCACGCUGAAAACCCUCUCGAGCAAGCUGGAGGACCUGAGCACUUGCAAUGAGCUCAUAGCCUCCAAUGCUAUGAUCAACGCUUGCCGUGAUUUCCUGGACUUAGCCGAAACUCACAGUCGGAAAUGGCAGCGGGCGCUGCAGUAUGAGCGCGAGCAGCGGAUCCGCCUGGAGGAGACCAUCGAGCAGCUAGCCAAGCAGCACAACAGCUUGGAGCGGGCCUGCCGGGGAGCCCCCGGCCUGGCCUCGGGCGGCGCGGGCAUCGCCAACGCUGCCAAGGGCCCCACUGCGAGAGGUGGCCUUGCUCUUCUGGCGGCUCAGCCCGUGCAAGAGGAACGUGGCAAGGGUGCCGGGAAGGAGGUGGCCUUUCCGCAGCGGGAAGACCACGUCACCCGAGCUGGGGCGGGGAGAGGUGCUGGGCGGCCGUGCCGUCCCCGCGUGCAUCCUCGGCGCUUUCUUCCCGGCAGGCGUUCUGGCAGUAACCUGAGCGGGGCCAGCGAGGGCCACCCUGAGGACUGGAACCUGGAGGACAGCGUGUUUGACAGCUCCAACCAAACCAGCUACAAUGAAUCAACUUGCAAGGAUCUCCUGCCAAAGAAAAGGAGAAGGACCCGCAUCCCUGACAAACCCAACUACAGCCUUAACCUUUGGAGCAUCAUGAAGAACUGUAUUGGCAAAGAACUGUCCAAGAUCCCCAUGCCUGUGAACUUCAACGAGCCGCUCUCCAUGCUGCAGCGCCUCACCGAGGACCUCGAGUACCACGAGCUGCUGGACAAAGCCGUCAAGUGCGAGAGCUCCACGGAGCAGAUGUGCUUCGUCGCUGCGUUUUCCGUGUCUUCCUACUCCACCACCGUCCACCGCACAGCAAAGCCCUUCAACCCGCUGCUGGGGGAAACCUAUGAGCUCGACCGGCUGGAUGAGUUUGGCUUUCGGUCGCUGUGUGAGCAGGUGAGCCACCAUCCCCCGGCAGCUGCCCAUCACGUGUAUUCCAAGCGAGGCUGGACCUUGUGGCAGGAAAUCACGAUCGCCAGCAAAUUCAGGGGCAAAUACCUCUCUAUCAUGCCACUGGGCGCCAUCCACCUCGAGUUCCACUCCAGCGGGAAUCACUACGUCUGGAGGAAAGUCACCUCCACCGUUCACAACAUCAUCGUGGGCAAGCUCUGGAUUGACCAGUCUGGUGAAAUAGAGAUUGUUAACCAUAAGUCAAAAGAUAAAUGCCAGCUGAAAUUUACCCCCUACAGCUACUUCUCCAGAGAUGUCCCCCGGAAGGUGACAGGGGUGGUGACUGAUGCUGAUGGAAAGGCCCACUACGUCAUGUCUGGCACAUGGGAUGAGAAGAUGGAGUGCUCCAAGAUAGUGCAGAGCAGCCACGGCAGCACCAGCUCGGAGGGCAAGCAGAAAACUGUCUACCAGACCCUGUCUCCAAAGGUCCUGUGGAAGAAAUACCCCCUUCCGGAGAACGCUGAGAACAUGUAUUUCUUCUCUGACCUGGCCCUCACCCUGAAUGAGCCUGAGGAGAGAGUGGCCCCCACGGACAGCCGGCUGAGACCCGACCAGCGGCUCAUGGAGAGCGGCCGGUGGGACGAGGCCAACGUGGAGAAGCAGCGCCUCGAAGAGAAGCAGCGCGCCGUGCGCCGCAGGCGGGAGGCCGAGGCCGUGGAAGCCCUGGAGGAAGGCAAGGACUAUGAAGGCUACAUCCCACUGUGGUUUGAGCGGAAGGUGGAUCCCAUGACGGGGGAGCUGAUCUGCGUUUACAAAGGUGGAUACUGGGAGGCCAAGGACAGGCAGGACUGGAGUAUGUGCCCUGACAUCUUCUGAGCUGCUCUGCUUGCUCUGGGGCCAACCUCAGGCCUCUCUCUUCACCAGGAUAGACAGAGGGACAGUGAGGACAUGCUGGCAGCGUC